This is a messenger RNA of Numida meleagris (helmeted guineafowl), 2589 nucleotides long. It is a transcript of the gene MITD1, whose product is annotated as microtubule interacting and trafficking domain containing 1. The transcript is spliced from 7 exons. Gene Ontology annotation, biological process: midbody abscission. Gene Ontology annotation, cellular component: midbody. Lineage: Eukaryota; Metazoa; Chordata; Aves; Galliformes; Numididae. The coding region runs from base 68 to 820 and encodes 250 amino acids. The record is from RefSeq and is a predicted model, not a curated record.
GCCUCACCGCCCCCGUUUCCAUUUCGCCGCAGCCCCUCCUCCGUCCCCGCUCCCCGUUGCCGUGCCCAUGUCGCGAGCGGGGGGCGAUGGCAUCGCCGCGUUGGAGCGGGCCGGGGCGGAGACGGUGAAGCGCGCGGUGGAGCUGGACCUGGCGUCUCGCUUCCAGGAGUCCCUGGUGUGCUACCAGGAGGGCAUCGACCUGCUGCUGCAGGUGGUGAAAGGAACGAAGGAUGAAGCAAAGAAGCAGCGGUACCGGCAGAAAAUAUCCGAGUACAUGACCAGGGCUGAAGACAUUAAAAAGCAUAUUGAGAAGGAGAAGCAAGAUGGCAAAUACCAUAAGCAAAUCAGGAUAGAGGAAAAUGCAACAGGUUUUGGCUAUGAGAAGCUUUUCCAGGAGUAUCUGACUGAGAUUGUUUCUGAAGUUUGGGUGGAGGACCCCUAUAUUAGGAGCAUCCAUCAGUUGUAUAAUUUCCUGCGAUUCUGCGAGAUGCUGGUUAAGGGGCCAUGCAAAGUGAGAACAAUCCACCUCCUCACCUCCUAUGAUGAAGGCAGUGGGAGGAAUCAACAGACAAGUGGCUUGGAAGAAAUAAAACAGUCAUUGAGGAAUCAUGGGAUAACACUUAACGUUGCAUUUUCGUCUUCAAUACACGAUCGAGAAAUUAGAUUCAACAAUGGAUGGAUGAUUAAGAUUGGAAGGGGUCUUGAUUAUUUUAAGAAACCACAGGGUCGUUUCAGCAUUGGAUACUGUGACUUUGACUUGCGACCUUGUCAUGAAACAACAGUGGAUGUCUUUCAUACUAAACAUACAAAGAAAAUGUGAUCAACUAUUACUGCUUUUAAUGAGUAUUUUUAUAAGCAUAGAAAUGUAAAUUUGUUCCACUUGGGUCCAACUGUCCAUCAUCAGAAGCAUUCCAGAAUAGGUACUUGCCCCAACACUGCUUUUAUAAUCUAUAGAUUUAAGAAUAUUUGUGCCUUUACAGUCUGAGAAAACACAGCUGUACCAUUCUCCCACUGUACUUUUUUAUCCUGUAAUCUUAAAGAAUACAGUCCAUGUGUAAAUUUGAGUUUAUAGAGAAGGCGUUUUAUAACAGGCUCAGUACUGUCCCUCAGAGGCCUCUUUACUGUUAUUUUUCCUUUUACUAUUAAUUUUGUUUGUCUUGAGCAAAUUUUGCAGGUUUUAACUUUAAUUGACCACCUCACAAACAUCUGAAGCUGUGCUACCAUUUCAACCCAUAUGUCCUCUUUUAUAAGCAGCCUAUGUAUUUUCUUGAAUUCCUGCAUUCUAGUCAUGACUGCUGUUCUGCUGUGUUUUAGUUGAUAAAAAUGUGAAAUACCUGAUGUAGUCUGUGAAAUACCUGAUUUCACAGACUACAAAUAGCCCCAAAUCUAGCAUUCCAUUCUCUAAGCUCCUUGUAUGCAAACAUUAUAGUGUUCAGUAUGCAGACAUGUUAGAGUCUUCUUCUGCAUCUCUCUGAAUGCUGGAUUUGGGGCAGAAAAAGAUGCAAACAAUGUUCUGGCUGUAUUCUUUUCAGUAUCGCUCGUAUGUGCUCUUUUAUUCCCUGCUGCAUUGUCAUAUAUCUGAUUUCUUUUCUUUGCAUUAGGCAUGGAAAAGUUGUAUGAUCCUCUGCCAGUCUUUCUCUGACUUGCAAGUUUAAUGCCUGUACUUCUAGUCCUGCCAGUCAGAACUGCAAUAAGUUAUUAAUAAGUUAGUUAUUGCCCUGCUACUAAGCUCCCUUUAAAAAAAAAAAAAAGUAGUAAUGUUUUUUAAAUUACUCCAGAGGUUGUAUAACCCCAAACUUUCUUGUUAAUAGGAACAUGCUAAUUGAAAAAACAUUACAGAAAAGUUUUCUUGUCUUCCCUUUGUCCUCUGGAAACUUGAGUCGCCUGAGUUGCAGCUUCCUUUCCUCCUAAAACAAGGUUUAUUUAUUUUUAUUUUAUUUUAUUUUAUUUUAUUUUUUUUAUUUUUUUUAUUUUUUUGCCAGCAAGAAGCCAUCAAGGCUGUUCAUUUUGACAUUCAGAACUGGCAGUGGCCUUUUUUUGCAGGUCCCUUAAAAAUUUUGCAACCUCAGGACUGGCAGGUGCCUUUCUGCAUCUUGCGAUACAGUAAGCCUCUCUAUUCUAGUUCUGAGCCUCUGUGUUGUGGUCCUGUACCAAUACCACAAGAGGCAGCCCUGGUCUUCCAUCUCUUGUAUGCUGUUAGAACUCUACUCUUUCCUGUUUCUUUUUCCUUAUGGCUGUUGUAUUCCGUUAUCCCUCUUUAAGUCUUGCCUCUAACAAAGCAGGUCUAUUCCACAGCUAUCAAGAAACUGCUGAUCUUUGCCUUGUUUUAUGGGUAACAGUUUGCCAAUGGUCUGCCUUCUUAUCUUUUUGCAUAAAAAUGUCUCAGCUUUUCAGUGUUGAAUCAGACAAAGAAUACUGUGUGCCACAGAAGCUGCACACUCCCAGGUCCCUCCAAACAUUCCAUAGAAAGUCCCUGUCUUCCUGCUGUGAUAAUGUGUGUAGUCACUGUCAUCAAUUUUAUUCAGUUGUAUAUAACGUAUGCAUAUUUUUAAUGGGAAUAAAGGUUAUUUUUUAUUAUUUGUAAUUUAA